AUGUCCUAUGGGACCGCGGGCAAAUCAGCGGCCAGCGGAGCCUGGGGGAGAGCCCUGGCUCUUGGAGGAGCCGCUCUGGUCUCCGCUGCAGCUGCAGCUGGUCUGGUGGCCAAUGCUAGUCACUUCCAGCGGGCCGAAAUGGCAACGAGUGUUCUUAUCCCAGAAGUGCGGGAGCAGGAGGGAGACAUCCUGGACAGAUGCAAGGGCUUCAUGUCUCCUCCAGUCACGGACCUGAACGAGCUGCAGAGGAGAAAGGAUGAGAUGCGGACCAGGAUGGAGAUGCUUAUCAUGGAGACACAGGCUGAAUUUUGUAAAGCUCUGGAGGAGGUGGACGGUGGCAAGUUUAAAGUGGACCGAUGGCAAAGGAAUGAAGGUGGUGGUGGAAUUAGCUGUGUAAUGCAAGAUGGAAAGGUUUUUGAGAAAGCUGGUGUCAAUGUCUCAGUAGUGUCUGGGAACCUGACAGAAGAAGCAGCCCGUCAGAUGAGGAGCAGGGGUAAAGUCCUCAAAGGCAAAGAUGGCAAGUUGCCUUUUGUUGCCAUGGGUGUAAGCUCUGUCAUCCACCCCAAGAACCCCCACAUACCCACUGUUCACUUCAACUAUAGAUACUUCGAGGUUGAAGAGGAGGAUGGCUCCAAGCAGUGGUGGUUUGGGGGAGGCACUGACCUAACUCCAGUUUACAUCAAUAUGGAAGAUGCUGUUCAUUUCCACAAAACCUUAAAGGAUGCUUGCGAUAAACAUCAUUCUCAGCAUUAUGCCAACUUCAAAAAAUGGUGCGACAGAUACUUCUACAUACGGCACAGAGGGGAGACUCGAGGUAUUGGAGGCAUUUUCUUCGAUGACCUGGACUCCCCUAAUCAAGAAGAGGCGUUCAGCUUUGUAAAGAGCUGUGCCCAGACUGUGGUGCCAUGUUUUCUGCCAAUUGUCUACAAACAUCUGAAUGACUCAUUUACACCAGAAGAGAAAGAGUGGCAGCAAGUGCGCAGAGGGAGAUAUGUUGAGUUCAAUCUGGUGUAUGACCGAGGGGUGAAGUUCGGUCUGGCCACACCGGGCUCCAGAAUAGAGAGCAUCCUCAUGUCCCUGCCUCUCACAGCCAGGUGGGAAUACAUGCAUGAGCCUGCCAAAGGGACCCGAGAGGCAGACAUGCUGCAGGUUCUACGAAGCCCAAAGGACUGGGUGUGA
Messenger RNA from Knipowitschia caucasica, 1179 nucleotides. The record is from the annotation of a GenBank genome assembly. NCBI's taxonomy places the organism in Eukaryota, Metazoa, Chordata, Actinopteri, Gobiiformes, Gobiidae.